This is a messenger RNA of Fusarium graminearum PH-1, 327 nucleotides long. RefSeq lists its product as uncharacterized. Lineage: Eukaryota; Fungi; Ascomycota; Sordariomycetes; Hypocreales; Nectriaceae. The transcript has 5 exons. Bases 1 to 327 code for a protein of 108 amino acids. The record is from RefSeq and is a predicted model, not a curated record.
AUGCCACCAUCUCGAGUACUUGUACUGUGUAGACGGUAUAAUGGAGAGAUAAAUGGCGCUAGACUACUAAGCAACGGCACAGUUGACCUAAACCUCACUUUUGGAGACAUCAAAAUCAUUGUGGAUGAAAUUGAACCUCAUCCUCCACAAAUCGCUUCUCCACAAGCAGACUGUGAUGUGGACGGGGAUCCCACCAAUCACUUACAAAAACGACCCCCCCUCCAUCUCAGUCUUACCCCUGUCGAGGCGAUUAAACGAGAACAACUGGUCCGAACCGUUGAAUCAAUCCUCUGGGGAAUGCAUGGCAUCGAUUCAGGAAGGCAAUGA